This is a messenger RNA of Herpailurus yagouaroundi (jaguarundi), 888 nucleotides long. Its product is annotated as 60S ribosomal protein L27a-like. The record is from RefSeq and is a predicted model, not a curated record. Lineage: Eukaryota; Metazoa; Chordata; Mammalia; Carnivora; Felidae. Gene Ontology annotation, cellular component: cytosolic large ribosomal subunit. Gene Ontology annotation, molecular function: structural constituent of ribosome.
AUGGGGCCCAUGAUGCCUCUGUUCAAAGCACUUGUUCCAAUAGCUUAUGGCUUUGUGUCAGGCAAGUCCCUAACUGUUUCGAUCAUCCUGUCUGUGCAGUCACCCAAACAACAGGAAUUAGAUCCUGUGAAUAUGUUGGGUUACAUGGCAAAGAGGAAUUUAAGGUUACAGGGGGAAUUAAAGUUGCUAAUGAGCUCACCUUUAAAAAGGAAAAUCCCCCUCCAUUAUCUGAGUGGGCCCAACAUAAUCCGAAAGGUUCCUAAAAGUGGAAGAGAGAUUUUUCUCGAGGCAAGUGAUAUUAGCAUCCAUCUACUUGAGCCCUUCAUGGGGCUGCUUGUCUAUGGUCAGGGAUCAGGCCAUACUGGCUCCCUCCUCCGGGCUGCCAACAGGCCAUCCAGACUGAGGAAGACCUGGAAACUUCGGGGCCACGUGAGCCACGGACACGGCUGCGUCCGCAAGCACCGGAAGCACCCAGGAGGCCGGGGUCAUGCCGGUGGCAUGCAUCCCCACAGGGUCAACUUUGACAAAUACCAGCCAGGUUACUUCAGAAAAGCUGGUGUGAGGCAUUACCACAUAAAAAGGAACCAGGGCUUCUGCCCAACUGUCAGCUUCAAUAAACUGUGGACCUUGGUCAGUGAGCAGUCACAGGAAAAGGCUGCCAAAAACAAGACGGGAGCUGCUCCUAUCAGCGAUGUGGUGCGAUCGGGCUACGACAAAGUUGGGAAAGGGAAACUCCCCAAACAGCCUGUCAUGGGGAAGACCAAAUUCUUCAGUAGAAGAGCUGAGGAGAAGAUUAAGGGUGUGGGAGGAGUCUGUGUCCUGGUAGCUUGAAGCCACAUGAAGAGAGGUUCAUUAAAUACUGACAAGUGCUUAAAAAAAAAAAAAAAA